AUGAAAGCUUCAUUUAUCAUUGAGGUACUACUUUUGUUCAUUAUUUCCAACACGAAAGGAAAAUUCCUCGGAGGAACCAUCAGCAGUUAUUUUUAUAACAAUGUCGCCAGAUUAACGUACAGACUGGUUUGGGAGAGAGGCACAGGGCCCUGCGGUCCGCCAUGUUCCCUAAAAGACAUUGGAAAACAAUUUAAUUCCUUGCCUCCUUCACUGUCAUCAUUAAAAUGGAGGUGCACUGCCGGAUGUUCUACCAACACAGAACUACAUGACGUCAGUUACACGUUAACAGCAUUCAGCAGCAGUAAUUUGUCUGGAUGGGAACAGGGAGAAACAUUCUUCUUUUACCCGGGGUGGAAAAUAAACAAUACCUAUGAAGUCUCAUUAAGCGGAUUGGACUGGCUGGCGCCCGCAUCCGGACUAGGUAAGAUGGUCGCUGGCUUUGACUUCGGUAUACGAAAUGAUACUGGAGUGCCUAAUGCCAGCCCGAUCUCCGCGGUGCCAUCAGAAUUAGGAAUUCAGUUUGGAUGCACAACAGUGAUCAACAUUCCCGCCGAGGACCCGGAUGCAGACUCUGUAAGAUGUCGGCUGGCCACUCCCACAGAAUGUGGAGAUGCUUGCACUAGCGCUCCCAAUAUCACACUGAACUGGGAGACUUGCUCUAUAGCUAUUCCUGCUACCACUCGGUAUGGUUACGAACCAAACAAAGACUACAGGAUUACGGUAAUGGUGGAGGACUACCCGGAUUAUACAAUAUCUGUAGGGAAUCAGGUCAGGUCCAUCAGACGACCCAUCAGCAAGAUCCCAACACAGUUUACGAUAACUACUAUAAACAGACAACAAUCAUGCAGUAACAUUGGUAUGAGAAUUGAUGGCGUUAUCCCAAACCCUAGAAAUUUGUUUCGGGUAUCGUACGCGGGUAAACCCGUGGAGUUUAAUGGGGCUUUCUACAUGCAAUCACCGAAUAUCAAUGACACGACGUUUAUAACCAGUUUCUUUGCUGGUGUAGUGUACACCGUGCUUCCGGACGACGAAAAUAGAACGAUAGGUGAUUUUCGUGAUGACGUCAGAAGAGUUCGUUACGUAUGGAAGUCAUAUGAUCCCCGACAGUAUGCCGAUACUUUACUUUGUGUAUGGGGACGUGGCACAGAGGGUAUAACCACAGACAGGUUUUGUUAUACAGCAGUAUUAAUAGACAGCGAUGAUUGCGGAGGAGUCACGUGCCUGAAUGGCGGGAAAUGCGUGGAUCUUUACAAACGAUGGACCUGCAAAUGUCCGCACGGAUACAAGCCCAAAGACUGCUCACACAAAGUAACAUGUGCAGACUUCCCUUGCAAGAACAACGGAACCUGUGUAGACACUGGAACUAUGUACACAUGUGCAUGUAUCUCAGGAUUCACUGGCCUCGAUUGUGAAAUAGAGUUGACUGUGACAGGUACGUAUAUCAAAGACUUCAAAGUGGUUCCCGCCGUGCUGGGUACUAUUGGUGGUGUGGCUCUAGCGUUCGUAACAACAGGUUGCUGUUGGUGGUGUCUGUUUGCAGCAAAAAGACCAGAUUCUAGGGAGAAGAAAAAGAGAGUGUCUCCAGGGAACCUUCAUAACGUCACACAAGAACAAGACUUAGUAAAAAAUGGAUGUUAA
This is a messenger RNA of Saccostrea echinata, 1638 nucleotides long. RefSeq lists its product as uncharacterized. The record is from RefSeq and is a predicted model, not a curated record. The coding region runs from base 1 to 1638 and encodes 545 amino acids. The transcript is spliced from 12 exons. NCBI's taxonomy places the organism in Eukaryota, Metazoa, Mollusca, Bivalvia, Ostreida, Ostreidae. Gene Ontology annotation, biological process: Notch signaling pathway. Gene Ontology annotation, molecular function: Notch binding; calcium ion binding.